UUUAAAACACGGGGAAAAGAAACCGCCCAGCACACACCCCAGCACACCAGCCCAGGAAACUUAUAACCUCGGGAGUCAGGUCCCUCCCCUCACUGUGGUCACAAACCUCCUGAAGAGAGGACCAGACCAGCAGCCAGCGCCACCACUCAGGGCAUCUGCUUCUGUCACUGGAUACUCCACAAUUCUCUACUCAGGAGUUACAAAAAAGAAGCCAAGAUGUUGGUGUUACUGGCCGGUCUCUUCGUGGUCCACAUCGCCACCGCCAUUAUGCUGUUUGUCUCCACCAUUGCCAACGUGUGGAUGGUGGCGGACGGUAUAGACUCGUCCAUAGGGCUUUGGAAGAACUGCACCAGUGGCAGCUGUGACGACUCUCUGAGCUACGGCAAUGACGAUGCUAUCAAGGCAGUGCAAGCUUUCAUGAUCCUCUCCAUCAUCUUCUCUAUAAUCUCCCUCGUGGUCUUCGUGUUCCAGCUCUUCACCAUGGAGAAGGGAAACCGGUUCUUCCUCUCGGGAUCCACCAUGCUGGUGUGCUGGCUGUGCAUCCUGAUUGGAGUGUCUAUCUACACUCACCACUAUGCCCACAGCGAAGGGAACUUUUUCACCAGCAGCCAUCAAGGCUACUGUUUCAUCCUGACCUGGAUUUGCUUCUGCUUCAGCUUCAUCAUCGGCAUACUCUAUAUGGUCCUGAGGAAGAAAUAAGCUCGUGGGCAUCUGGGGUGGGGGUGGGGAAGUAGGGAGGAGGAAGCAACUGAAUCUGGGAGGGAAGCAGAAGUCACUGUGUAGGGAUAACCAAGGGAGGGGAGGGGGGAAGGGAGGGGGAAAGGAAGAGUAGGAGAGGCCAAAACCCAAACCAUAUCUGGGGGGGCGGGAUUCUCUACCGCCAAACGCCCAUCCUUGGGAGAAAGUUGUUGGCUACUAUGCUGAUGCUUCCUUGAGGCCACCAGAGAGUCCUCCUCUAGCCACCAAAUAUGGCCCCGUCUAUCCUCAAUUACCGACACUUGGGGCCUCACCAGCUGCCAUUCCACUGGCGCCACUCUUGAGGGUGACUGCUGGGUCAUACACUGAGGUCUUGCAAACCCAUAUCAAUGAGUUCUGACAGUGGUACAAGUCCUAGCAAGAGCAGAUCACUGCCUCUAUGCUGAGGCUAAGCCUCGAAGCCACCUUAUCCUUGUGACCUGAAACCAAACCUCAAAUCCAGAUCCCAAGUGCCUCUAGUGGGAGCUUUGGCCAGGAAGCUGAUGCCCGUAUUUAGUGGCCUUUCUAACAAAAGUGAAGAAAGAGAGAUGGAUUAUAAGGUCAAGCUGAUAGAAUUGGUUGAACCAAGAAGUAGAAAUAUUUACCCCAGAGGAUCUGGGAGACAGGUGGGGAUAGGCAGAGCCCCUCAGUCAUGCUUCACUGAGCUGUCCCUCAUGGAGAUGUCCUGCUCUGGACUCUGCUAGACCCUCACUUAAAGCCAAGGCAGCUUUUCUGGAAUUUUUCUAGAUUCUCUAGAGCCAAAGAUGAAAACGCCCCACAAACCGUAGGGUCAAAGCGCAUGCCCACCACAAUGCAAUAGUAAAGUUAUGGGUUUUUAGGAUUCCCCAAUGCACCCAAUGUGUCCUGUAAAUGUAACACAGGAGAGAUGCACAUGUUCCAUUGCCAAACAAUUCUGUUAAGCUUCCUCCGAAUUAGGAACAUUUGAGGAAGUCUAAUGAUGACCAAAAUAACACUGGGGACCAGAACAUGACAUCUAAACACAGAGGUCACUGUAGCUUUGACCUGGGCUGGAGUGGUCUCCUCUCAACAGCUUCCAAUACACUAUUUUCCAGCCAAAGAUGGCAAUUCUGUAAGCCAAUUAAAAUACACAUCAAUCUAAACUAAAGAACAAGUCCCGGGGUGCAGGGGAAGGUGCUAUCUGGUUAUGGAGUACUAAGCAUACUAUAUUUCACUUAUGUUAAGAACAGAGUGCCUGCUCUUAGGAAAAAAAACGCAGUUUGGUGAGAUGAAUAAAGUCCUGGUGGUGGGCAGACAGUUUCUUUUUUAAAACAGGAGAAACUCUUAGGGUGUCCAGUCAGAUGGUAGCUGAAUUGUUGGGGCUGCAGGGGUAUUCCUACAUAAGACUUAGAGGUAGCAUGACAUCUCAGAUUUCUGCCUUAAAGGGCUUUUCUUUUAGAAAUAGUUUCUUCUAUUGCCCUUAGAAGAUCACCCCGGGAAGAGUCUGAGAUAUCUUUUCUACAUUUCUUUUCCUAGGAUUAUUCUUACCCAUUUCUCAUAUCCAUUUCUUUUGGGAGGGAGUUGUUAUGCUAUACUUGCUGGUAUUUAUGUAAAGGGACCAUUACUAAGUAUAUUUCUCUAGUGUAUUAUGUUUAAGGGAAUGUUCAAGUAGGUUACUUAACUGCUGAGCUGAUGGCAGAGAUACUGGUCAGGAAAGCUAUAAUAAUUCUUAAAUUAUAAUUUGACCACCAUACAUUUGUUCUAGGCUGUCUUAUGUUCAUAAGAAAA
Rattus rattus (black rat) is the source of this 2481-nucleotide messenger RNA. It is a transcript of the gene Emp1, whose product is annotated as epithelial membrane protein 1. The transcript has 5 exons. The record is from RefSeq and is a predicted model, not a curated record. Gene Ontology annotation, cellular component: plasma membrane. The coding region runs from base 217 to 699 and encodes 160 amino acids. NCBI's taxonomy places the organism in Eukaryota, Metazoa, Chordata, Mammalia, Rodentia, Muridae.